AAAUUCCGAUUUUAAAUAACUGGCCGUCCCGGAAAAGAAAUGUCGCCUCUCAGUGACGCAAUGUCCGCUCUAUACUUUGUUCCGGUGUAGACCAGAAUAUCACAUGGUCAAAUGCGGAAGUGGUUGUUAUGGAUCACGAUUACUCUUUGGCGAGUAUUGAAGUGCCAGUAAAACGGAAGCGUCCAUAUUUGGAUACACGCAGACUGUGUGACAAACGGAGGAAUAAAACCAGGAUAAAUAUCGGCCAGGCGUUUUCGAGAUGGAGAGAGCUGCGCGACAAUCUUGGACUUGACAGAGACUCUGCUCUCGCGAGUGUAUUGAUAGACAUGUAAGCAAAUCAAUUAUUUAUUUUAGAACGAUUGGUUUGAGCACGUAAAAAAAAAACACGGCAUUAACCAUAAACACGUAACACUGCACAACAUUAACCCAACAAAUCAUUUAACAAAUAGCUGUAAGUUGUAACGGGAUAAUAUAGCAUAACAUUUCACGUUCCUUGCAGUUCAUUAAUUAUGAUGACAUAAAAUAAUACGAUCAGAUAUACAGGUAAUACAAAAACAAAUAAAUUACCUCAUCCGUGAUCAUGAUUCGUUUAUCCAAUUUAGAUACAUCGCUAUGGCGAAAACGCAUUUAAAAUGACAUCUCCCAUCGUCACCUGCUUCAUAGCGUCAUCAAGCUUCGCCUUUGUUAUUGUUGGAAAUGCGCCCUCUUGUGGUCAAAUACCAAGGUUACAUACUGCAGCUUUAAUGAGAAUUUUGAGAAUGGUCUGUCGAUAACUUUUAAAGAUAUUAUUUUGGGAUAUUAUAUAUUAAUUUAUUAAAUAAGAAAGCAACUAAAACGAUUUCCGUUCGCGAGAACUUUAAUUCAUGCAGUAACUGAUCUACAAGUUAAUUACUUACCCACAUCUUUUUUUUUUUACUUUAAUAUUGUUCAAUCCAUUUCCAUGUUCCAUAAUGAUAUUGAACAUACUCUUUUAUUCAUGCAUUGUAUGCAUAUGAAAAUCGUAAGCUUAUUUAUACAUUGUAUCUGUAUAGUUAAGUUAAAUAAAAAUGUAAUAAAAAAUAUAUACAUUUGGCUUCUCUUCUUGGAGGACUUAUCAACAGGCCCAUAGAUGACGCUAUUGCACUAGCACGUAAACUUCUCCAACUUUUGUUUUUACAACGUCACUUCCGGGUAUGUGAUGGCAUGACAGCAGGAAGAGAAAUCCAUUUUCGGUGAUGGGUGCAGACAGUGGUCCCGGUGCUCCGGCGGCGGUCCCGUGGCGUAAAGUGCUGUACGAGCGGCAGCCUUUCCCAGACAACUACGUGGACAGCCGUUUCUUGGAAGAGCUGCGACGCAACAUCCGGGUCCGUCAGUACCGUUACUGGUCUGUGGUGCGAGAGACAGGACUGAUCGCACAGCAGGUGUCGUGGGUGGCGAUCUUUCUCACAUUAUGGUAUUACAUGGAACAAGGUGCCCUGGUGCCAUCCGCGGUGUUGUGGGUCAGCAUGGGUUGUGCUCUGCUGGGCUACGGACUCUACGAGAUUCUGGGAGGAGCUGGGGUCCGAGAGCGCACACGCCUGGCUGACCUGCAGAGCGCCGCCAUCUUCCUGGCUUUUACCUUUGGGUUCUCCCCUGUUUUAAAGACACUGACCGAGUCUGUUAGUACAGAUACUGUUUAUGCCAUGUCAGCUGUAAUGCUCUUAGCCCACUUGGUGUCCUUCCCCUAUGCCCAGCCUAGCCCACCCGGGAGCCUUUCCCUCAACGCGGCCCUUUUCGGGUCGGUGUGCCUGGCGUCUCGGUUGCCUGGUGCCCUGCAUACCUUCACCAUGCUGAGCUGUGCUAUUCUGGAAUUUGCGCUCUGGCCGUGUCUGCUGCAUCGGAUACGUGAGAAGGCGAAAUGGAGCUUUCCGUGGGCAGCAGGGCUGGUGUGUCUAGGUGGAGUGGGGGGGGUGGGUAGUCUGUGGCCGGAGGGGGCUGUGCUUCUUUCUAUGGCUCUGUUAAUACUCACUUUACUCUGUCCGUUGUUACUAGUCCACCUGCAGAGGCAUAAGGACAAUAUCCACGGUCCCUGGGAUGAGGCAGAGAUAAGAGAAGAUCUCUCUCACUUCCUGAACUAAAAAUACAGACUGGAAACCACAUGGGUUUUUUAACUUUUCUCAAACUCAGGGAUGAAUAAGAAUUGUGUGUCUGAGAUAUCAGAUUAAGACAGUUUGCAACUGUUAAAUGGGUGAAAUGUGCUUUUCCGGGUCACAUUAUUAAAAGAAAAACUCAUAUUUUGCAUAAAGGACAUUUGAAGAGUUCUUUAGCAAAAAUCAUGUUUUUUUAUUAUGAAUUCCAAAACAUGAUAAUUCAAUUUUGAACAUAUUUGUUUUUGCAAACAAACUUUUAAUUUAAAGGCCUUUAUAGGAACAGGACAACUUUUUAUUGGCAAAAUGCAGUUGAAUUAUUUUCAUUUGGGAUUGUAAAUAUAUUCUCAUUACUGAAAUAGUGUUUGUUUAAUGAAUUUAUAUAGGAUGAUUAACAAAAACAACAUAAUGCUCAAAUGUCUUUUUUUGUUGUGUUUUGUAUAUGAGGUUUUGGGGAAAAGUGCAGUAUGACCCAGAGAUGUUUUAUUUUUAUGAGACUGGUCUAUUUUGGUUAAAUUCACUGUAGGGAUCUGUAAAGACUUUAACAGUAUUUUUAUAAUUGUUUGUAACUGAGUUGUCUACUGUUUUAAAAAUGAUUUAAAGAAUAUUAUUAUUAGUAACACGCACAGUGUUCAAAUAAAUCCAGUUUUAAAAUAAUGCUAUUGUUCAUAUUUUUUAUGAAGAAAUUGUGUAUAGACCAUUUUGUGAUGUAUUUAUGUAUGAAUAAAGUCUUUAAUUUUG
Messenger RNA from Triplophysa dalaica, 2846 nucleotides. It is a transcript of the gene pigc, whose product is annotated as phosphatidylinositol glycan anchor biosynthesis, class C. Gene Ontology annotation, biological process: GPI anchor biosynthetic process. The coding region runs from base 1215 to 2096 and encodes 293 amino acids. Lineage: Eukaryota; Metazoa; Chordata; Actinopteri; Cypriniformes; Nemacheilidae. The transcript has 2 exons. The record is from RefSeq and is a predicted model, not a curated record. Gene Ontology annotation, cellular component: glycosylphosphatidylinositol-N-acetylglucosaminyltransferase (GPI-GnT) complex; membrane.